This is a messenger RNA of Equus caballus (horse), 4123 nucleotides long. It is a transcript of the gene CCDC116, whose product is annotated as coiled-coil domain containing 116. The record is from RefSeq and is a predicted model, not a curated record. Gene Ontology annotation, cellular component: centrosome. Lineage: Eukaryota; Metazoa; Chordata; Mammalia; Perissodactyla; Equidae.
AGAAAAAAGAAAUAUUAGAGAUUAGGGGUAGUGCCUCAGGGUAAGAAGGGCUUGACGAGCUUCCAAUCCUUACAAUCCUACCCCCAAGGAGCACCAUCUGUUAGACAAAUAAGUAAAUAAGUACAAUACGGUGUGGCAGAGUCUGGAAUAGGAUUUGGGAUAAUUCUGUUGAGGAAAACCUUCUCCAAGGAGAUGACACUUGGAAGGGGGAUUGCAUUAGGAGGCAUUUACUGGGCAGAGGGGGAAAGCAGGGAGGAGAGGUAAGGAUAUACAAGAUUCUUAUUGGGAUGCCAUGUGUGUUGUAUGAAGACUUGACUUAAUCUCCAUACUCCUAUGUGGAAGGACACUCAACUCCAUUUACAGAGAAGGAGCAGAUGAUCAGAGAGGUUGAGUCACACCGGCAGCAGAGCUAGGAAUUCAAGCUAGAUCUGUGACUUAGAGCCCAGACUUUCUACUGCGCUCAAGGGGACCCCUGAGGGGAGAGGGCUCAAGACAGACCCCGGGGUCAUCCACACUGGGCGAUGGGACUACCCUGGAAAGGAGCAGUCAGACAGCAGGAUGACCAGGACGAUGCAGCGAUAAGAGCCGAGGAAGGUGCUUGUGUCACCGGGAGACUGGUGGCUUUCUCCCUUAGGCUCCCCUGAGGGCAGGUGCAGAGCGCGGAUGGCGCUUCCUGUCUGGGCGGAGCCGGUCAACAGCAUCUCCAGCCGCCGGUUCCCGCCUCGAAUGUGGGCGGGGCAGAGCCUCGUAAAGUGGGGGGAGGGGAGGAACCAAUGUUAGCCACGCCCCCAACCAUUGUGCCGGGGGAGCUAGAGGGCGAAUGGCCCGUUGUGAGCCAAUCAGGACGUGGCAUGUAAAUAAGCAAGUGGGCUCCCUGGGGGCGACCCCAGAGCGCAGUGUCGCCGCCCUCCAGCGGGUACAGACUGCACUGACCGGCCCCGAGCGAGGCGCGGGGACUCUGUGCAGAGAGGAAUCCGCGGCUGCACUGCAGAACCAAAGAGAGGAGUUGGGCAGUGGGCCGGGCCACCCGCACUAUGGCCAGCUGCCGCCAUCACUCGGGAUACUUGGCCGACGAUGAGGCGGGCCACACUGCGUACAUGGCCCGGGUGCAGCCACCCAAGAAGCCACUGUUGCCGGAAAUGGGGCAAGCCUCCAAGCUGGGCCACAUGCCACACCCACCGUCGAUGUAUGGCCCCUCAGGCAGCUCAGGGCUCCGUGGCCACCGCCGAAACCUGAGAGGCCUGCAGCCCUUUGGUAGCUUUCUGGAUUUCCUUGUCGAGGGCCAGGUCCUGGACAGCCUGCAGACGGUGGUGGAGGAGGCAACUGAGCGCAUGGCCACUGUGAAGACAGAGGCCGGGGUGCCGCUGGUGGAGGUGCAGGACCCUAUAGAGGUGCCGAGGGCGGGGCGGCGGGUGCGUGCCCGGCCAAGCCUCAGUACCGUGCACCGGCACCGUGCCCGGCCCAGCCUCUGCACCGGGCGCCCCAACAACUACCCAUCCUGCUCCAGCUCUGUGUCUGACUCCCAUAGCAGCUUCACAGCCGGCUGGUUGGGCUCCCGCUGCCCAGACAGUGACUUGGGAGCCCGUGGCUUGGGCCCACUGCCGCCCGUGAGGGACAAACUCCUGCUGGAGAAGAACCUCAAACGGCUGCUGCGGCUGGAGCAGAGAGGGAAAUGCCUGGGGCAGUCCUCCUCCCAGAGGAACUCUCUGCUGUGGGACUCGCUGGGCAGCCAGGCCAGCAGCCAGUGGACCCCGGAGCAGCCCCUGUCCUGGUUCUCAGGCCUGCUGGGCUCAAGCUCAGGCACGCCUGAGGCAUCAGACCUGGGGCCUGGAGAGCAGGAGCUGAGCUUCCUCAAGCAAGAGUUCAACAAGGAGAUCAAGUCCUUGCUGAGCCAGCCGGCAUCGCUCAACCUACCAGGCUACUGUUCCCUCCUCGAGCCCCAUCAGACCCUGGGCUUCCUGGCCGAGCACCACCUCUUCCCCGCCCUGCAGAAUGUGGUCAGCCAGGCUGUGGAUAAGUUUAGCAAUGCCCGCCGCCACAAUGGCUGCCCUCUCUUCCCAACAGAAUGGGAAUUCCCUGGGGUCAGAAUUCCCACGACAGAGCCCAACUCUGGCCCAACAUCAGGCUCCAAGCUGCCCAUACCCACCGACCAGGAGGAACCCUGCGAGUCUCUCCACACCAUACCCUCCAGCCUCAAGAUGGUUCAUAGAAAGAGCAUCAAAUACGGAGGACGGGGCAAGCUCAAGGAAGGUGCUUCCCCCGUGUCUAAUGCCCAAGUGGCCACCAGGUUCAGUCUCAAGGUGACACCCACAGAAGAGCCCAAAGUCCCCUCACCCCACCCCAGGCAAGAGGUGCCCGACCAGGACCCUGAAGUACAGAGACCACCUGUGCCUGCUUCUGGGCCCCUGUGCUCCAGCCAGAGGCCCCGGCCCUGGCGGAGACUGCAUCUCAGCCUGCCCGCCCCGGGGAUCACUGUGGAAGUGCCCUCCAGCCAGACCCACCUGACCACCGGGGGCACAGCUCCACUUGCCUCCCCUUGCCCUCUCUCCUCCCACCACCACCCUGUAUUCUCACCACUCGCCUCCUUGAGCCCCGAGUACAGGUUCCUGAAGAAGAAGCCGCUGCCCUCCAUCUCGUCCAAGUCAACCAUGUCCCACCUCUCCAGCCCCUGGUAUGAGGAGCUCGUUAACUACUUGAUGGAGCAGUCCGUCUCCUUGCUCGUCUACAAGUACAAAUUUGAGAAGAACCUUACCGAGCAGCUGGGCUUCAUCUCCUUCCCUGUCACUGAGGUGCUCAUGGACCUCUUCCUGGGCUUCAAGAAGGUGAAGGGCUCCCGCAUCCGCCUGUCCUCGAAGAUUGACUGGAGCUGCCUGCUGCGCAAGCUCGAGGAGGCUGAAUGGGCCCGGCCGGUGUCCUGGCAGACCCAGCACGACGCCUCCCACCUCGGCUCCUCCCAGCAUAGCAGAGAGUCCCCCUCCACGCUGCCCCAGCCGGCCACCGACAUGGAUCAGGAUGAGGCCACAGAGCCUGGCCUCGAUGCUGAGUUGGCAGACCCCCAGCUGCUCACCCCCGAGAAGGAUCCUACAGCUGAAGAGGAGGAGGCCGCGAGCCUGCUGCAGGCCAAGCUCUCCACACCCUCCAGCAGUGGCAUGGGCUCCAAUCCGUCUGAGCAGGCAGAGGACAUGGAGGACAGCCGGAGCAGUGAGGAUGGCGAGGAGGACAACCACAACUUCUUUGGGGACCAGGGUGAGCCCUGGGGCCCCCCCAAGGCUCAAGUGGAGGCCAAGGUCAGCCACUCCACAGAAGCAGGCCACGGUGACCCCCCGUGAGGGCGCCCAUAAGUCGCACUGAGCGCUCAGUUCCCUGCUCCUCCUCCUGCUCUGUCGGAAUGCUACCCACCCCACCUGCCCCUGCCCUGAGCAAAGGUCGGAAGGGCCGAACGCCCCUAGGGAGCUCUGCUGUGCCUCUCAGGGGAGCCAACGGGGCAAAUAAAGCUUGUGUUGAUGGAGUGUGGUUUUCUCGUCCAGAGAUUACAGCCUCCCUUCCACACACCUGCACACCCGCCUUCGAGUAACACGUCCAGCGGGCCAGGUCUGACAGCUGGCCAUGUUCUGACUCCCGUGACCUCACAUGCUCUGCUUGAACACAAGUCCCUGCUCCUGGCCCUCUGCACCCUAGGCUGCCUCUUCCUGGCUCUUCAAGCCUCUCAGGGCUCAUGGUCCUCCUCUGUCACAGCCCUUGUGCAUCACAGCUCCUGCUUCUGGAGGGCUCCUCCUCUGCCAAGGUGGCUCUCCCCUCCCUUUGACAUUGCACACCUUCACGUUCCGACUGAGGAACCACGCAUCCACCCUCUCCUGCUGCUCCCAUGCGACCUAUCUUCCUAAUUUGUGUUUCCCAGCCCCAACUCCUGAAUCUGGAGGUUUCACACCAGGUCACAUGGGGGCUGCUGGUCAGUCAAGAUGUGGGUUGGUUGCUCCAGGCUGGCCACAUGGCUACUUCUCCUGCAGUGGCCCUGGGCAGGCAGCUCUCUCUAGAAGGGUCUGUGGGCGUAGCUGGCGCUGUGAUUGGCAGGUCUCAUCUCCAAGGUUCUCCUGGGGCUUCUGGCCAUCCUGUGCCACCACCA